This is a messenger RNA of Guillardia theta CCMP2712, 3079 nucleotides long. RefSeq lists its product as hypothetical. The transcript is spliced from 21 exons. The coding region runs from base 1 to 2499 and encodes 832 amino acids. The record is from RefSeq and is a predicted model, not a curated record. NCBI's taxonomy places the organism in Eukaryota, Cryptophyceae, Pyrenomonadales, Geminigeraceae.
AUGAAUUACUGUACUAAUUGUUCAACGCUGUCAUGUGGAGCAAGUGAGUACCUGACCGUAUGCAGUAAUACCAACGAUGCAACAUGCAACAAAUGUACCGGUGGCGUGAACGACCCUACCGAAUGUUAUCCCUUUCCUGCUUCCUUGUUAGAAGGAAACCAUCCAGGGACGGGCUCAACUAUUGUGACCAUAAUAGGGUCUGCCCUUGGAAGCACAGAAUACAGUGGGCAGGCAAGGAUAGGGGACACGGCAUGCGAAGGGAGCCGGUGGGCGUCGGAGACGUCGGUAUUGUGCAGAAUUGCGGAGGGAACAGAGAGCGGAUUAACAACACUGGUGACAAUCCUGACCCAUAAGGGAACCGUGACAGGCAUUGCAUCCUAUGAUGCCCCUGAAACAUCAUCAAUGUCAUACAAAAACACCCCAUACAAAAUGAACACCUUGAUAACACUAAUUGGUCAAAUGACACAAACAACGGGGUACAGCGGGGAGGGGCGGGUAGGAGAGACCGGGUGCGAGGGGAGCCGGUGGGAGUCGGAGACGUCGGUAGCGUGCAAGGUAGGGGCCGGGGCCGGGGGGAGCUUGAGGGCAGCGGUGACGGUGUCGGAGCAAGUCGGGACGAGGUCGGAGGCCGGGACGUACGACAGGGGAGGGGCGUCGGAGAUCGGGAGCGGGAACGCGGCGGGGACGGGGGCGAGGAGCGUGACGGUGAUCGGGGCAGGGCUAGGGGCAGCGGAGUACAGCGGGGAGGGGCGGGUAGGAGAGACCGGGUGCGAGGGGAGCCGGUGGGAGUCGGAGACGUCGGUAGCGUGCAAGGUAGGGGCCGGGGCCGGGGGGAGCUUGAGGGCAGCGGUGACGGUGUCGGAGCAAGUCGGGACGAGGUCGGAGGCCGGGACGUACGACAGGGGAGGGGCGUCGGAGAUCGGGAGCGGGAACGCGGCGGGGACGGGGCCGACGGGAGCGGUGACGGUGGAGUCGGGGCAGGGGCUAGGGGCAGGCAGGGUAGGGGCCGGGGCCGGGGGGAGCUUGAGGGCAGCGGUGACGGUGUCGGAGCAAGUCGGGACGAGGUCGGAGGCCGGGACGUACGACAGGGGAGGGGCGUCGGAGAUCGGGAGCGGGAACGCGGCGGGGACGGGGGCGAGGAGCGUGACGGUGAUCGGGGCAGGGCUAGGGGCAGCAGGGUACAGCGGGGAGGGGCGGGUAGGAGAGACCGGGUGCGAGGGGAGCCGGUGGGAGUCGGAGACGUCGGUAGCGUGCAAGGUAGGGGCCGGGGCCGGGGGGAGCUUGAGGGCAGCGGUGACGGUGUCGGAGCAAGUCGGGACGAGGUCGGAGGCCGGGACUUCAACCACCAAAGGCGUGACAUUCGACGCUCUCUUCAUCUCGGAUUCACAGGCCAGGAAUUCUCCUACGACAGGCAACAUCAUGUUCUCGGCUCCAUCAGUCUGUCAAUUGCAGGAUCACAUUUUGCAAUAUUCGAUUCUACUGUCACAUUGCGCCUUCUCCACAGCACUUCUGAAGCGACUGCUUGGAAUUCUGACAGCGCAAUUCAAGCAAAGUCAAGCUUGUCUCAAUGGAAGCACCAAGCAUAUCUGUGCCAUCCAAUGCAAACUCGCCUUCCACAGGAUCAACACUCUUCACAGUCAUGGGUUCGUACUUCAGUCGUCAAAUAUCUCAAAGAGCUCGCAUUCAUUCGACUGCCAUGUUGAGCACCGUGUGGGAUUCGGACACAAGCCUCAUUGUGAGAUGUUCUCUCAGUUCGACCUCCUCGCGCAUCCUCGUCAUCACUUCUUCCGAGCUUGCUGUGAUGUGAGCCGUCGAAAUUAUCAACCAGCCUUGUCUACUCGGGUUCAGCUCUACGGUUCGAAGUUUGGAAUCCUAGCGACUACUGGCAAGUCAAUCACCAACUUCUUGAGUUAUGAUUCACCUGUGUUGAUCACCUACAUACGACCUCCGUUAGACAAGAGUGUGAGAAUGGAUGGGCUGGUCACAGUGACAGGAAGGUCUUACGUUACGGUUGACUCGAGCUUAGCUACUCGACUGGGAUACACCAAUUGUGAAAAAGUUGGAACGACCUCCAAGUUUUACUUCUACGACAUUCCUACCCUGAGCUCCGUGCAAACUCCGAAUGUGGUGUUUUCCGAAACAACGUUAAUUACAGUGUAUGGAAAGAAUUAUGGAGAAGCUGCAUUCACGGACAUGAUAAGAAUUGGCGGAACGGCCUGCGAAAACAGUAGUUGGCUGUCGGAUUCAGCCGUCAUUUGCAAACCAGGGAGUGCGCACUUCCUUCCGAAGACCGGCCUUCCUGUCAUCGUCUCACUCGGAGAGAGCAGGCUCCGGCAGAUCCAAACAGUUUUCACUCUCACUCAGUGUGCGGAAAUAUGUGGACAGCCAGGGCAGCUCGGGCAGAUAGAUCUGUACCUGGUCAGUGAAGGGGUAUGGCGCACCAUGCGCAGGAAGUCGAGAUGGAGGGCGGGGGCAGGAGGCAAGAAGAUGAAGACUUGAGCGAAGUGUCGCAAGUGUGCACCAUGAGCGAAUUGACCGGCGACCUGCCAUGGCCAUGCAGUGUGAAACUUCUGCCAGAGCACGACAGGCUUGAGAACCAACUCCAUGAUGCGGAUGCUGCUUGCGAGGGAUCACCGAGAUUGCUGCAAGCAGAUUUCACCUACAAGGGAAUCAGCAAGUGCCUGCAGUGGAAGGGCCCGCAAGGAGGAGCUUCGCUGCUGCAUAUCAUCUCGAAAGCGUUUGGGAUCCCUCUCCGAGGAGGGGCGAACCCCAAGGGCAAGCUGAUCUACUUGAUUGACAGCAAGACAAACGAGGUCGUUGACAUCGACCUGCCGCUGAGCGAUGGAGGCUCCUACACCGUCCGCGUCGAACCCGAGGAUUCUUCUCCCUUCAACAUUGUCCCUUGCCUCGUGGCGUUCUGUACUUCACGAUACGAGCCAGGCAGGCUGAAGCUCCAUCAGUAGAGGCUGCGAGACGGUUUGUAGCAAACUACCACCGUUGUGACGAUGCGAGUGUGACGGGCGAGUUAGUCUUUGAGCUCAAGGGUGUGUGAAACUAAGAAUUAAACUAAUGUCUGCUG